GCAUACAUCAGCCUCCGCCAUACCCGACAAGGAAACAGCAAAAAAGCUCCCCUCGAGCAUGGAUGAGGAGCUGUCUACGCCCCCCCAACAAAAUGAACAACAACGCCCGGGGAGCGGUACACAAGGAAACAGGGUCGUGGGGGACCAUGCGAAAAUGUCAUAUGGCACACAGGCGUACAAGAUGUUACUGAAAGAACAGGAACUGGCAGAGGAGGAACUGCAGGAGGCGAUAGCAAAGGGAAGGGCGGCUCGACAAAGUCGCCCGCCAAUGGAUAUCCCUAUGGAGGACAUCUCAGAGACGGACUCGGACUUGGAAUCCAAAUCCGGACAGGAUUCUAUAAUGGGAUGCUCAGAUACUCCGGCCAUAUCGGGGGCAUCCACAGGGGUGGCAAUAUGGCUUCCUCCCUCGUCUAGACUGAACCCCGUGGCCCACGAAUGCGAUAGGCUAGAGGGGCGCUGGGUGUAUCUCAAGGCAGCAAUGGGGGAUGAGGAGAUUGUCAUCGCCAGUGUGUACGACCCCAAUGAUCCGUUGGACAGGCUUAAGGCCGAAACUGCGCGCCGCGCAGAAGCCACGAAGGCGGAGUUGUUGGCCUUGCUUGGGCGACAAUUCAUUGCGAAUCGUGAUGAUGCUAGGCGCGAGGAGGCUCGGAUGAUGCGAAGGCCUCAGUCGUCUCGAAGGAGGGAGACGCGGGAUGAGGAGCUCGGGGAGGUUGACGAUAUUGACGAUGAGAUUCGGCGUUUAUACACUCUACGUGAGAAGCGCAAAUGCGGUAAGACACCUAUGGCUGAGUGGGCAGCCUUUCGGCAAACUGCCUUCAAUAUGGAUGGCUCUGUUGCUGAUGACGCACGCACUCGUGCUGAGUGUUCCAUGCAGGCGGAGGACAGAAGGAAGAAGGUCCCGGCUGGUGGAGGACCUGAUGGCAUCCUCCAUUAUAUUCUGGAGCAGCGAAGAACGCUGGAGGGACUCCGGCAGGAUCAGUUGAAGAAGAUAUGUGCUGACGAAGGGCUCCACUACUGUACUAAGGGGCCUUCUAUCGAUAGGAUCAUCGUGGCGCGGACUCGUCUUGCUUAUGAAGGAUUCGUCCUUGUCCCAACGCAGGCAGCCACGGCGUCCCCACCGCCUUCACCGGAGAACGCUGAGUCUAAUCCAGCAUGACUAGCACGCUUCUCAAAAUUUCAUCUUUGGAGAAACAUGCUUGAAGUCAUGCAGAAACGGACUGCUGCUUUUGUUUGUGAUUUGCCCUCUAGGAUCCGAUUGUUGUACGAUAAAUGUUGUACGCUCUG
Molecule: messenger RNA, 1284 nt
Organism: Chara braunii
Lineage: Eukaryota; Viridiplantae; Streptophyta; Charophyceae; Charales; Characeae
Source: the annotation of a GenBank genome assembly